Penicillium arizonense is the source of this 822-nucleotide messenger RNA. RefSeq names its product glutathione S-transferase family protein. The record is from RefSeq and is a predicted model, not a curated record. NCBI's taxonomy places the organism in Eukaryota, Fungi, Ascomycota, Eurotiomycetes, Eurotiales, Aspergillaceae. The transcript has a single exon. Bases 1 to 822 code for a protein of 273 amino acids.
AUGUCCCUAACCUUCUACGACAUCGCCCUGGCACCCCCAGUCGAAAAAACUUCCUGCUCACCAAACCCCUGGAAAACCCGCUACGCCCUAAACUUCAAAAAAGUCCCCUACAAAACAACCUGGGUGCCCCUCCCCGACAUCAGCAAGGUCCGCGUCCCCUUCAACAUCCCCGCUUCCCGCAAAUUCGCCGACGGAUCCCCCUACCACACCCUCCCCAUCGUCUCAGACCCAACCACAGGCCGCACAAUAGGCGACUCCUUCGAAAUCGCCGUAUACCUGGAAGAACAAUACCCAUCCUCGGGAGCGGGGGAGCUUUUCCCAGCCCAGGACCUUGAUUUCGUGUUUGGACGGGAACUAGAGCUUUUCGCGCCGAUCGCGGUCGCGGAUGUCGGUGAGGAUGGGGCUAUCCCGGCAUACGUGCGGUUCAAUACCAAUGUGGAUAGUGCGUUUACUGCGCAUGCGCAACUGAUGGGGGGUGGGUUGCCUUUGGAUCCUGCUAGGGCGCAAGAAACCAAAACGGAGUUUGAGAAGAGGAUUGGAGUGCCGUGGGAUGCUAUGGUUGUUAAAGGGGAGGCGAGGGGGGAGUUGAUGAAGUCGUUUGAGGAGACAUUAAGUGGGCUUGCGAGUUUGUAUAGGAAGGAUGCGAGUGGGCCAUUUUUAUUGGGGACUCGGGCUACUUAUGCGGAUUUCAUUGUUGGGGGUUGGUUGCGUAUGUGUCAAGGUACCUUGCCUGGGGAAGAGUGGGACGUGAUCAAGGGGUGGUAUGGCGGCAUCUUUGGAAAGUUGCAUGAGGCGCUAGAGGUGUUUGCGCAGAUGGACUAG